Molecule: messenger RNA, 2482 nt
Organism: Dipodomys spectabilis (banner-tailed kangaroo rat)
Lineage: Eukaryota; Metazoa; Chordata; Mammalia; Rodentia; Heteromyidae
Gene: Cep63
Product: centrosomal protein 63
Exons: 16
Coding region: 132-2288 (718 amino acids)
Biological process (GO): centriole replication; de novo centriole assembly involved in multi-ciliated epithelial cell differentiation
Cellular component (GO): centriole
Source: RefSeq, a predicted model, not a curated record
GCAAGACGCCGGGGCCGCCGCCGCCGCCGCCGGCCUGGAUCCGCCCCGGCCUGGACGCCUCCGCCCCGCAGCCAGGCGAAGGCGGGCACGGCCGGCCCCGCAGCUGCGGCUGGCCUCGUCAGACUACAUCAAUGAGUUGGCCUAGCAACCUCCAAAGUUAUCAAAGCAAAGGGGAUCUGGCCAUGGAAGCUUUGUUGGAAGGCAUACAAAAUCGGGGGCACGGUGGGGGGAUUUUGACAUCCUGUGAAGCAGAACUACAAGAGCUCAUGAAACAGAUUGACAUAAUGGUGGCUCAUAAAAAAUCCGAGUGGGAAGGGCAGACCCAUGCUUUGGAGACUUGCUUGGGCCUCCGUGAUCGCGAACUCAAGGCGCUUAGGACUCAGUUGGAUAUGAAACACAAAGAGAUUGGAAUGUUACAUCAGCAGGUAGAAGAGCAUGAAAAAAUCAAGCAAGAAAUGGCCGUAGAGUAUAAACAAGAGCUAAAUAAACUGCAAGAAGAAUUAGGCAGACUGAAGAGAAGCUAUGAAAAGCUGCAGAAAAAGCAAAUAAGGGAAUUUAGAGGAAAUACCAAAAACCACAGGGAGGAUCGGUCUGAGAUUGAGAGGCUAACUGGAAAAAUAGAGGAAUUCCGUCAGAAAUCGUUGGACUGGGAGAAGCAAUGCUUGAUUUAUCAGCAACAGGUAUCUUCUCUGGAAGCACAAAGAAAGGCGCUGGCCGAACAAUCAGAGAUAAUUCAGGCUCAGCUCAUCAAUCGAAAGCAGAAAUUAGAGUCUGUGGAGCUGUCCAGCCAGUCAGAAAUUCAGCACCUGAACAGCAAGCUUGAGCGGGCCAAGGAUACCAUCUGUGCCAAUGAGUUGGAAAUAGAGCGCCUUAACAUGAGAGUCAGUGACUUAGUUGGAACCAAUGUGGCCAUCAUGCAGGAGCAGAGGCAAAGAGAAGAAAAAUUGAGGGAAUCUGAAAAAUUAUUAGAGGCUCUGCAGGAAGAACAGAGAGAAUUGAAGGCAAAUCUUCACUCUCAAGAAAAUAUCAUCCAUGAGACACAAAUGCAGAAGGAGGAGCUACAAGCAAUGUUAAAGGCAGCUGAUAUGAAACACACAGUGGAAAUCAUAAGGCCAAUGGAAAAUGAUGAACUGGAGAGGAAGUAUGCCUCUCAAGGGCAGGGGGUCUUGGAUGAUAUGCUCUCUCAGUUGGAUUUCACCCACACUAGUGAAGAACUUCUGCAGGCAGAGGUGAUCCGACUUGAAGGCAGCUUAGAAUCUGUGAGUGCAACAUGCAAACAACUGAGCCAAGAACUAAUGGAAAAAUACGAAGAACUAAAGAAGAUGGAAGGACAUAAUAAUGAAUACAGAGCAGAGAUUAAGAAGUUGAAAGAACAAAUUUUGCAGGCUGAGCAGAGUUAUAGCUCUGUACUGGAAGGAAUGAAGAUGGAAAUCAGCCAGCUAACUCGGGAGCUGCAUCAGCGAGAUAUCACUAUUGCCUCCACCAAGUGUUCUUCCUCAGACAUGGAAAAGCAGCUCAAAGCAGAGAUUCAGAAGGCAGAAGAGAAAGCAAUUGAGCAUAAGGAGAUUGUGAAUCAGCUGGAAUUACUCAAGAUAGAAAAUCGUCGUCUUUCUGAAGUGGUGAUGAAAUUGGAGUUGGGUUUACAUGAGGCAAAAGAGAUUUCAUUAGCAGACCUUCAGGAGAAUUAUAUUGAGGCAUUAAACAAAUUAGUGUCUGAAAAUCAGCAACUACAAAAAGAUUUGAUGGAUACCAAAUCUCAACUGGACAUGGUUACCGAGGCGUGUAAACAAAAAGAUGACAGGAUCUUUAAGGCACCACACAGCAGGACAGCUGAGUUCAACACAGAGUUGAAGCCAGACCAUGGCCAUUACAGACACGAAGGAAUAAAGACCCAGAAGCAUAAAGCAGGCCUCCACUUUGCGAGAGGACAAGCAACGCAUAGCAUAGACUCCAGGUCCAGGGUCCGCAGCCCCCGGAGUUCUCAGAGCAGCCCUUGCAGCUCCACUCUGUCUUUGGCUUCUAACUAUCUGUGUCCGACUGACACUUUGCCUUCAGUGCCGGAUACAAACGAGACCAAUUCUGAUACCAAUUCUGACAGUAUGAAUGACCAAGAAGAGUGUGUAUCUUCGUCUUCCAUGCCUGUGUCUCCCCUGGGCUCCAUAGCUACCAGAUUUUUGGAAGAAGAAGAGCUGAGAUCUCAUCAUAUUCUGGAACGCCUCGAUGCCCACAUUGAAGAACUGAAAAGAGAGAGUGAGAAGACAGUGAGGCAGUUCACAGCCCUCAUGUAGCCACUCACCAACCCACACACCGGAAGCGACAUUGAGCACCAGGCUCGUCUAAAAUUCCACAGGUGAUGAUGCCUAGUAAAGCAGGUGAAGAGGCCCGGAAAAUGCCACUUCUCAAUACCUUCUCACUGCACUGGUUUGUUUGAAUUACUUCUUCCAGCGGUAAUUUCUAAGAAUAAACCAUUUUGCAGACCUUU